GCUCUUGAAUCGAAGAAGACUCUUGGUGGAUAAGGUGAAGAGAAUGUCUAUGGACGGGUCCAAGGAUUUAAUUAAGUCCUAACUCGCAAGGAUGUAGGAUUUCAUGCCGCCUUCUGCUUCUCCCUUGCCUCCUCUGUUUUCAUGGUCACGAACUCCGGCGGCUCCGAUUCCCCUCAUUGGUACGAUUUUGCAGCUUUCAGAUUCGUUCUCGCUGCAAACUCAAUAGUGGCGCUGUACUCCCUCUUCGAAAUGGCCGCCUCCGUCUGGGAGAUCUCCCGCGGAGAUACUCUCUUCCCCGAAAGCCUCCAGGUCUGGUUCGACUUCUGCCAUGACCAGGUGUUUGCUUACCUUUUGAUAUCGGCGGCGUCGGCUGGAACAGAGCUGGCGAGGACGCUGAAGGGGAAGGAGACAUGUACUGCGACGAACGCAUUCUGCAAUUAUAGCAUUAUAACAUGCAAUUUGGGACUGGGUUCACGAAACCCAGUAGCUGGGUUUCAUGAACCCAGGUCUUGGGUUCCUCAUGGAACCCCCUUGCUGGGUUCGCGGAGGAAGAAGGUUGGGAAAGAGGAAGGGGCGGAGGGAUAAGAGAGAAGAAGGGAGGAAGAAGAAGAAGAAUAUAAUAAUAAUGAAUUAUGUGAGUUUUU
Molecule: messenger RNA, 644 nt
Organism: Rubroshorea leprosula
Lineage: Eukaryota; Viridiplantae; Streptophyta; Magnoliopsida; Malvales; Dipterocarpaceae
Source: the annotation of a GenBank genome assembly